AUGCUGCCAACGAAAGUCGUCGUGAUCGGAGACUCGGGGUGUGGGAAGACGACGUUGCUGCGCGCAUGCAUCGAGCUGCAACGGAAGGGAAAGGACAAGGAGCAGGCGGAGGACACGAUUCGCUGCCCAUCAUGCACAUGCACAUCCACGUCCUGCAGCUCAGGCUUCGAAGAUUCGAACGGCGACGACAGCUUCGACGUAUACCCCGUCUCCGUGUGCGACGACCCCAAUGCCAGUCUCCUGCUCUUUCAAGACACCCCCGGCUCGUACACGUACGACCGCCUCCGCCCACUCGCAUACGCGCACACCCAGGUCGUGCUGCUGUGCUUCAGCAUCGACUCGCCCGACUCGCUGCACGACAUUCUGACCCGAUGGACGCCCGAGCUGGACUUGCUCGGGAGCCACUUGCGCGUGCCGCGGCUGCUGGUGGGGUGCCGAGCAGAUCUGCGCACAGACUCGCGCGUCGUGCGGGAGCUUCGGCUGGCUGGAGAGCUGCCUGUGUCCAGCGACGAUGCGGAGGCGGUGGCGCGCCGGGUCGGCGCGGUGGGGUACGUGGAAUGCUCGGCGCGCGACGGGACGGGCGUGGAUGACUUGGUGCACCGCGUGGCUCGAGUCAGCGGGCGGUUGCAUGAGGCAGGGGGACGGUUUCGACGUCGAUUUGGAGCCAACCUGCUUCGCGGACUGCUGCUUCAAAUGAGGCGUGAUGUAGAUGGGGGCCGCAGCGCUUCGUUUGCGCCAUGGUGCGUGAUUUUAGCUUUCGCGCCCACGUCAUCCGAUCAACCCCAUGUGCAGCAUGAAUCGUCACGCGAUGAGAUGAGACCGUCAGGCGCUCAGAAUUGGAAGUUCCCCCGUCCCGGUGAUUGA
Molecule: messenger RNA, 864 nt
Organism: Mycena citricolor
Lineage: Eukaryota; Fungi; Basidiomycota; Agaricomycetes; Agaricales; Mycenaceae
Source: the annotation of a GenBank genome assembly